Carcharodon carcharias (great white shark) is the source of this 1258-nucleotide messenger RNA. Its product is annotated as zona pellucida sperm-binding protein 4-like. NCBI's taxonomy places the organism in Eukaryota, Metazoa, Chordata, Chondrichthyes, Lamniformes, Lamnidae. The transcript is spliced from 9 exons. Bases 70 to 1227 code for a protein of 385 amino acids. Gene Ontology annotation, molecular function: structural constituent of egg coat; acrosin binding. The record is from RefSeq and is a predicted model, not a curated record. Gene Ontology annotation, cellular component: egg coat. Gene Ontology annotation, biological process: prevention of polyspermy; binding of sperm to zona pellucida.
UGUUGGCUGUCUCCCAAAUUGCGCACAGAGUGUGGAUUUGCGGGGAUUGAAGGCAGUGAGUGUGUGCGGAUGGGCUGCUGUUUUGAUGCUGGGAGCCGGGAUGUGCCGCCCUGUUUCUAUUCACUGGAUAAUCUGCCAGCUUGUACCAAGGAUGGGCGCGUUCUGAUCGCCAUCUCCAAGGAUUUAACGCUGCCUCCUGUAAACCUGACAACGGUGCAUCUGAAGGAUGGACACGGAGCUGAGUGCAGUCCGAUCGUGGUGUCUGUAGACACUGUGCUCUUUCAGUUCGCAGUCACUGAGUGUGGCACUACUCAGCGGCUGGACGGGGUGAAUGUGGUGUAUGAAACGGAUGUGUUGGCUGAGUUUGAGAUCUUGGAUGCAGCUUUGGGCUCGGUGAGCCGGGACAGUCCCUUCAGGCUCCAUGUCCAGUGCAGUUACACGGGAAGCCAGGAGUCUGAAGUGCAGCUGAAGCCCCGAGUUUACACCCUUUCUCCGCCACUGCCUGUCACUGAGGCCGGCAUUCUGCUUCUGGAGCUGAGAAUAGCGAGAGAUGCUGCCUACCGGAGCUGGUACGUGGCCACUGACUACCCGAUCGUCAGUGUGCUCCGGGAGUCCGUGUUUGUGGAGGUUCGUGUCCUGAAGCGGAACGACCCGACCCUGGUGCUGGUCCUCAAUGACUGCUGGGCGACCCCCAGCCCCGAGCCGUAUUCGGGGCUCCGCUGGGACCUCCUGGUGAACAGGUGUCCCUUUGCUGGUGACAACUACAAAAGCCGCCUGGUCCCGGUAGACGCUGCUUCCCAUUUGCGGUUCCCAACUCAUCACCAUCGCUUUGUAGUGAGCACUUUCACUUUCUGGGAGCGAGUUUGGGCCCGGCCUCUGAGCGGGGAGGUCUACUUCCACUGCAGGGCUGAGGUGUGUCACCCUUCCAUCCGAGAGAACUGCACAGCUCCCUGCAGCCCCAAGAGACGAAGAAGUGCUGAUGAUCAGUCUGGAGCCUUGGUGACUGCUGAGGGCUCCAUCAUUUUUCUGGGAGAUGAGGAGAGAUUGGCUGUUGGGAUGGAACAGGAAGAGAAAGAUGCUGCUGUGGAUUCCCCCUCCCAUGUUGUUCCUGGAUUAGCUGUUGGGGUAGCGCUGCUCUCUGUGACCCUGUUGGUUGGGACUGUUGCUGUGUGGAAAAUGGAUGUGACUGACAGGCUGGGCACUGAGUGUAGCUCAAUGGAACUGUAGUUCUUUGGGAAUAAACUCUCUACGUACCAUC